AUGGCUGUCUUCACCUUCGACGACAAUGAUGCCCAACUGCCGUUAAAAGCACAGUCGACUGUCGCGUCUGCAACGGCUGUUCGCGGUGAGCCGGCGGCUGACAUGGCGACCGAAAAGUUGGCCACCAGUCCGCCCAAGGCAAGCCUCCAUGUAGGUACACCGCCCAUCAACAUUGCUUCUCCCCUUCCCCGGCGCACCAUGCAGCCCAACCUGGAGGCCGACCACGAAGGCCAGGACAAGCUAGACUUUGACAUGGUCAUGAAGAAGGCGCGCAAGAACAAGAAGAAGAAGAAGGGUCUGAGGCCUGGCGCACCGGCCACCAACGUCACACGCGGCUUCCACACACCCGUCACCUCCGGAGGGGAAGAGUCGGACUUUUCAGUAGUUGCAACUCCGCGCUUUGGUCCUGUACGCUCGGGCCUACCCAGCGUCACGAGCAGUCCUGCUCUUCGACCAGCCUCGGGAGCUGGGGGCAUCAGCAACCUCAAGGCCCAGCUUGAGGCGCUGAACCUUGGGCCACGGACCGACUCACCGAUGAAGGGCGUUCCCAUGUCCAGAGUAACUUCGCAACUGUCCAGCAACACGAGCAUGUCUGGACUGGAGAGUGAUAGUGACCGGACGGAGAUGGAGAGCUACGAAGUCGACCUCCUCGCCGAAGACUUCAGUAUUGAUGCGCUAUCCAAGACUUCGACCAUGCUCACCAGCGGCGGUGCGGCGCGCAAGAUGACGGCCGAAGAUUUUGAACCCUUGAUGUGCCUUGGAAAGGGCAGUUAUGGCACUGUUCUGCUUGUGAGGCAGCGUGCGACUGGCCGCUUGUUCGCCCAGAAGCAGAUCAAAAAAGCCUCCAUCACUGUGCAUAAGAAACUCAUUGAGCAAACCAAGACUGAGCGCAACAUCUUAGAGAGCGUGAACCGUCAUCCGUUCAUUGUUAGCUUUUACUACGCCUUCCAGGACCACGAGAAGCUCUAUCUCAUUCUCGAAUAUGCCCAAGGUGGAGAGCUAUUCCACCAUCUUGCUGCCGAGCGCAUGUUCUCCGAGGACGUGGCCGCCUUCUACAUGGCAGAAAUGGUGCUCGCACUCGACCAUCUUCAUCGUACUGUCGGUGUCAUCUACCGCGAUCUGAAGCCAGAGAACUGUCUCCUUGACUCGGAGGGCCACCUUCUCCUCACCGACUUUGGCCUGAGCAAAGUGUCGCUCGAUGAAGACAAUCCAUGCCGUUCCUUCCUCGGUACGGUGGAAUACAUGGCCCCCGAAGUGGUCCAAGGUCUCGACUACGGUGCAGCGGUAGACUGGUGGUCCCUCGGCGCCCUGGGCGUCGACCUCCUCACCGGCGCACCCCCCUUCAUGGGCAACAACAACGCCAAGAUUCAGGAAAAGAUUGUAAAAUCCAAACUCUCCCUUCCGUACUACCUCAGCGCCGACGCAAAGGACCUCCUUACCCGCCUGCUGCGCAAAGAGCCCAAGAAGCGCCUCGGCUCCAACAUGCCCAAGGAUCUCCAGACCAUUAAAAACCACCGCUUCUUCCGCAAGAUCAACUGGAAGGCGCUCGAGGCCAGGGAGCUCGUGCCCCCGAUUCAGCCCCUCAUCACGGAUCCAGAGUUGGCCGAGAACUUUGCCCAGGAUUUUACAGACUUGCCGCUGAGUCCAGUGUUGGGCAGGAAGUUUGACGACGUGUGGUCGGAUGGGCAGAGUAAUCCGUUUGGCGGCUUUAGCUUUGUGGCUAGUCAGAGCUUGUUGGAUGGGGGGGAGUGGGGGUUCUGA
Plenodomus lingam JN3 is the source of this 1761-nucleotide messenger RNA. RefSeq lists its product as uncharacterized. Gene Ontology annotation, molecular function: ATP binding; protein serine/threonine kinase activity. Gene Ontology annotation, biological process: protein phosphorylation. The record is from RefSeq and is a predicted model, not a curated record. Lineage: Eukaryota; Fungi; Ascomycota; Dothideomycetes; Pleosporales; Leptosphaeriaceae.